Messenger RNA from Lutzomyia longipalpis, 3767 nucleotides. It is a transcript of the gene RpII140, whose product is annotated as DNA-directed RNA polymerase II subunit RPB2. The coding region runs from base 146 to 3676 and encodes 1176 amino acids. Lineage: Eukaryota; Metazoa; Arthropoda; Insecta; Diptera; Psychodidae. Gene Ontology annotation, molecular function: DNA binding; ribonucleoside binding; DNA-directed RNA polymerase activity. Gene Ontology annotation, cellular component: RNA polymerase II, core complex. Gene Ontology annotation, biological process: DNA-templated transcription. The record is from RefSeq and is a predicted model, not a curated record. The transcript has 5 exons.
CCGUAAAUAAAACUCUCCGCAUUGUCGGGUGUUUUGUAAGCAAUUUCGCAGAAAAUUGCAGAAAAUACGAGUUUUUAGUAGAAAUUCCGCCCCCAAAUUGGUGGAAAUUGCUAAAUAAAAGUUCCCAGCAUAAUAAUCUGUUGAAAUGUUUGAGAACGACGAUGAACAAUACGCCGAGGAGGAAGAUGCGGAGGAGAUUUCCCACGAGCUGUGGCAGGAAGCGUGCUGGAUCGUGAUAAACGCCUACUUUGAUGAGAAAGGUCUUGUCCGGCAGCAACUUGACAGCUUCGAUGAAUUUAUUCAGAUGUCUGUCCAGCGAAUUGUGGAGGAUUCCCCGGCAAUUGAUCUUCAAGCUGAAGCACAGCACACUUCCGGGGAAAUUGAGACACCGCCUCGAUUUUUGCUAAAAUUCGAUCAGAUUUACUUAUCAAAGCCAACACAUUGGGAAAAGGAUGGCUCACCUAGUCCUAUGAUGCCUAAUGAGGCUCGUCUGCGGAAUCUCACGUACUCUGCCCCAUUGUACGUGGAUAUCACAAAGACAAAGAUUGUCGAGGGUCAGGAUCCCAUUGAGACGCAGCACCAGAAGACUUUUAUUGGGAAAAUCCCAAUUAUGCUGCGUUCGACGUAUUGCCUCCUGAGUCAGCUGACAGAUCGUGAUCUUACGGAGCUCAAUGAGUGCCCCCUCGAUCCGGGUGGUUAUUUCAUCAUUAACGGCUCAGAGAAAGUGCUGAUUGCCCAGGAGAAGAUGGCCACAAACACCGUGUACGUGUUCAGCUUGAAAGAUGGCAAAUAUGCGUACAAAGCAGAGAUCAGAUCGUGCCUGGAGCACAGCUCUCGGCCAACGUCAACGUUGUGGGUGAAUAUGAUGGCUCGUGGUGGGCAGAGUAUCAAGAAAUCCGCCAUUGGGCAGCGAAUCAUCGCCAUUCUGCCGUACAUUAAGCAAGAAAUCCCCAUAAUGAUCGUCUUCCGGGCGCUGGGAUUUGUAGCUGAUCGCGAUAUCCUCGAGCACAUUAUCUACGAUUUCGAUGAUCCCGAAAUGAUGGAGAUGGUCAAGCCCUCCCUCGAUGAGGCUUUCGUCGUGCAGGAACAGAAUGUGGCGUUGAAUUUCAUUGGAGCUCGUGGCGCCAGGCCGGGAGUGACGAAGGAGAAGCGUAUAAAGUACGCCAAGGAGAUCCUGCAGAAGGAAAUGCUGCCGCAUGUAGGUGUGUCGGACUUUUGUGAGACAAAGAAGGCCUAUUUCUUGGGCUACAUGGUGCACAGGCUUCUCCUGGCCGCCCUGGGACGUCGUGAGCUUGACGAUCGUGAUCACUACGGGAAUAAACGUUUGGAUUUGGCUGGCCCACUGCUGGCCUUCCUCUUCCGGGGACUCUUUAAGAAUUUGAUGAAGGAAGUCCGGAUGUAUGCGCAAAAGUUCAUCGAUCGUGGGAAAGAUUUCAAUUUAGAGCUUGCGAUCAAGACAAAAAUCAUCACGGAUGGGUUGAGGUAUUCCCUGGCCACGGGAAAUUGGGGUGAUCAGAAGAAGGCCCAUCAGGCACGUGCUGGUGUCUCGCAAGUGUUGAAUCGUCUAACUUUCGCCUCAACUUUGUCGCAUUUGAGGCGGGUUAAUUCACCAAUUGGACGCGAUGGGAAAUUGGCUAAACCUCGUCAGCUUCACAAUACACUCUGGGGAAUGAUUUGCCCAGCAGAAACUCCCGAAGGGGCAGCUGUGGGUCUCGUGAAGAAUCUCGCCCUGAUGGCGUACAUUUCCGUUGGGUCGCAACCAUCGCCCAUCCUGGAGUUCUUGGAGGAGUGGUCCAUGGAGAAUCUCGAGGAGAUUGCUCCAUCAGCAAUUGCCGAUGCUACGAAGAUCUUUGUCAAUGGAUGCUGGGUGGGGAUUCAUCGAGAUCCGGAGCAGCUGAUGGCAACACUGAGGAAACUCCGUCGGCAGAUGGACAUCAUUGUCUCCGAGGUGUCCAUGGUGCGAGAUAUUCGUGACAGAGAAAUUCGCAUCUACACUGAUGCGGGGAGAAUCUGUCGCCCGUUGCUUAUUGUGGAGAAUGGGAAUCUCCUGCUGAAGAAAACUCACACAGACAUGCUGAAGGAGCGCGAAUACAACAACUACGGAUGGCAGGUACUCGUGGCAAGUGGCGUUGUGGAGUACAUUGAUACGCUGGAGGAGGAAACAGUCAUGAUUGCCAUGUCUCCGUAUGAUUUGAAGCAGGACAAGGAGAAUGCCUACUGUACGACCUACACGCACUGUGAAAUUCAUCCGGCAAUGAUUCUUGGUGUUUGUGCCUCAAUCAUUCCAUUCCCGGAUCACAAUCAGAGUCCCCGUAAUACCUACCAGAGUGCUAUGGGGAAGCAAGCUAUGGGUGUCUACAUUACCAACUUCCACGUACGCAUGGACACGCUCGCGCACGUCCUGUACUACCCCAUGAAGCCCCUCGUAACCACACGCUCGAUGGAGUAUCUGCGUUUCCGGGAACUUCCAGCGGGAAUCAAUUCAAUUGUCGCUAUUCUCUGCUACACUGGCUACAAUCAAGAAGACAGUGUCAUCCUCAAUGCUUCCGCCGUUGAGAGGGGUUUCUUCCGUUCGGUCUUCUAUCGUUCCUACAAAGAUUCCGAGAACAAACGUAUUGGGGAUCAAGAGGAGCAAUUUGAGAAGCCAAACAGACAAACCUGCCAGGGAAUGCGGAAUGCUCUGUACGACAAACUCGACGAUGAUGGCAUCAUUGCGCCGGGGAUUCGUGUCUCGGGCGAUGAUGUGGUCAUAGGGAAGACAAUAACCUUACCGGAGAAUGAUGAUGAGCUCGAUGGGACAACAAAGAGAUUCCGCAAAAGGGAUGCAUCGACAUUCUUAAGGAAUUCCGAAACGGGAAUUGUGGAUCAAGUUAUGCUGACGCUCAACAGUGAAGGCUACAAAUUCUGCAAGAUUCGCGUGCGCUCAGUGCGAAUCCCCCAGAUUGGGGAUAAAUUCGCCUCGAGGCACGGGCAGAAAGGAACGUGUGGGAUUCAGUAUAGGCAGGAGGAUAUGCCCUUCACGUGCGAAGGCAUAACACCCGAUAUUAUCAUCAAUCCACACGCUAUCCCCUCGCGUAUGACAAUUGGGCAUUUGAUUGAGUGCCUCCAGGGGAAGUUGGGCUCCAACAAGGGCGAAAUUGGUGAUGCCACCCCCUUCAAUGAUGCCGUGAACGUGCAGAAGAUCUCAACGUUCCUCCAGGAGUACGGCUAUCACUUGCGUGGGAAUGAGGUGAUGUACAACGGGCACACGGGCAGGAAGAUCAAUGCUCAGGUCUUCUUGGGGCCAACCUACUAUCAGCGUCUCAAGCACAUGGUGGACGAUAAGAUCCAUUCACGGGCUCGUGGUCCAGUGCAGAUUCUCGUGCGUCAACCCAUGGAGGGUCGUGCACGUGAUGGUGGCCUGCGUUUUGGGGAGAUGGAACGUGAUUGUCAAAUUGCCCACGGAGCAGCACAAUUCCUCCGAGAGAGGCUCUUUGAAGUCUCUGAUCCCUACAGGAUUCACGUCUGCAACUUCUGUGGCCUCAUUGCAAUUGCUAAUCUUCGCAAUAACACAUUCGAGUGCAAAGGAUGCAAGAACAAGACACAGAUCUCCCAAGUAAGACUCCCCUAUGCUGCUAAGUUGCUGUUCCAAGAGCUAAUGUCCAUGAAUAUAGCUCCACGGCUGAUGGUCGUCUAGAGGAGCAACGAAGGUAGGAAUUUCUCUUCAAUUUAAUUUUUUUCUUAAAUUUUGAAUAGAUUGUAAUACAGAUAAAUUUUUAAAAAUUAAA